Molecule: messenger RNA, 3085 nt
Organism: Theobroma umbraticum
Lineage: Eukaryota; Viridiplantae; Streptophyta; Magnoliopsida; Malvales; Malvaceae
Molecular function (GO): chromatin binding
Source: RefSeq, a predicted model, not a curated record
UUUCGCCAUCUCCCUCUCUUCCUGUAAUCUUCCCUCAUUCCCUUUCUUCACUCAACGGGCUGCGCAGCCUUCAAUUAAACCAAGGGGCAACCCAUAACCAAAAUCCUGCACUUUUUUCUUUUCUCUCAUGGCCUCUUUCUCCGCUUCAAAGUCUUUUCUGCUUUCAAAGAUUUCGACUGCUCCUGUUUCCAUUUUAAGUUUUCUUUUUUAAAGGGUGGGGUUGUGAUUUUCGCUUGGUUCUGUGCUGACUAAUUCUUGUUUCUAUUCUGGUUAAUGCCGUCUGAGUCCUCCUUUUCGAGCCUAUUAACUCUCUGCUUGAGGCCUUCAAAGCUAAAGCUGGAAGGCAUACUAGUUAGUUUAUUGGCUUGGAUUUUGGUUCCAAAACCCGAAUUCUCUCCUUUAUAUACCUUGUUUUGUGCGGUUAUCUUUUCUUGACAACCUGUUUUAGUUUUCUUUUUCCCUGAUAGAGGACAGGAUCUUUCAGUAGUUUUAUCAACUGAGCAUUGUCCAAUUCCGUCGUUUUUGGGGUCUAAGGCGUUCGAUUACUUUUCAGUGUUUACACAGCUGGGUCUAUAGCGGGCUAUUCAAACAUCAAAAUCUUAAAACUGGGCAGUUUCAACUAAUGUGAGAAAAGGGAGUCAAGUUGACUCCUUUGAGGUCUCUCUGAAAUCAAAAUGUCUGAGAAUAAUUAUAGUUUUGUGGGCUGGGAGGAGCACAUUAUAUGCCAAGAGCGCGGUAAUCGUGUAGUUCACUUCUACUUGAAGGAAGCGUCGGGGCUUUUAGUGCUUGCAGUUGUAGGUACAGAGAGGAGCAUAAGGCAUAUGAUGUAUGUUGUUUCCGGUGAGUUCUUGCAGGCUUAUGGCUCCCAUGGGUUCAUCAAUGCCAGUCCUAAAUGGCGAGCAAGGCGGGAAGUUGUUGAAUGGUUGCAAUCAUUGGUCUCAAUGAAUGGGCCCCUGCCAGAUUUGCAGAUGGAUGAUUCUAUAAGAGGCUUUGGAUCUUUUGAAGUAUCAAUGACUGGGCCUCUUGGUUGUCGAACCUGUUUACCACAUCAUAUGGUUGGUAGGAAACUGAAAGCGCAAAAUUCUGACAUUGAGUGGUCUGGCAUUGCUUGGAUUUGUGCAAAACAGCUGAAACACUAUUCAUCUUUUUGCAGGAAUGGGACCACCAUAGCUGUUCACUCUUUUGUUUUUAUAAUGGCUGAAGAAGAAAAUCCCUACCUAGGAUACUUGGAAGAUAUGUAUGAAGAUAAAAAGGGCCAGAAGAAGGUGAAAGUGCGGUGGUUUCAUCACAAUCGAGAAGUCAAUGGUGUAAUUCCUCAGCUGAAUCCUCAUCCUAGAGAAGUCUUCAUCACACCUAAUGUUCAAGUUAUCAGUGCAGAGUGUGUCGAUGGUCUUGCAACAGUCCUGACUCCUGUACAUUAUGAGAAAUGUGUGGCCGUUGUCCCUCAGACUUCACAAUUGGCUGUCCAUAUGUGCUUUAGGCAGCUUAAGAAUAACAAGGUCAAGCCCUUCACUCUUACCAAAUUACGGGGAUACUCUAAUCAAACAAUUCUCUCUUCUUUAGGUGAGCCAGUUGUCCCUAAGCAAAAGGGCAAGAACCGUAAUUCUCAUGAGGAAGAUAAAAGAGCACUGACAUUUGAUGAUUCUGUAAGGGUAACUGCUAAGAGAAAUAGAAGUUGUGAGGGGCAAGCUGGACUUGAAAGUGUUUCUGGUGGCAGAAAUUCAGUCUCAGUCCCUGCAUAUGAGAUUAUGAAAUAUGAACCAAUAUAUCCAAAGUUCAAAUUAAGGUUUUCAAGGAAAACAAUGGGUAUUGUGUCACAGCCCCAACAUCCGCUGUCUUUCAAGGUGGAUGAGAAAAUAGAGCUGCUUUCUCAUGAUAGUGGCAUUCGAGGCUGUUGGUUUAGGUGCAAGGUCUUGAAAUCAUCUCAGAUGCAUUUGAAAGUUCAGUAUGAUGAUGUGCAGGAUGCUGAUGGGUCUGGUAAUCUAGAGGAAUGGAUCCCUGCCUCCAGAGUUGCAACACCUGAUAAACUUGGUAUGAGAUGUCCAGGCCGCUUGACAAUCCGGCCGUGCCCUCCCAAGGAUACUACUACAGCUUUUAAAAUUGAGAUUGGAGCAGCAAUUGACUUGUGGUGGAGUGAUGGAUGGUGGGAAGGUGUCACAACUAGAAUUGGCAUCUGCGGUGAUGAUGAUCUGCAAGUUUACCUCCCUGGUGAAGACAAGUUUCUGACUGUGCAGAGGGAGAAUACCAGAAUUUCCAAAGAUUGGGUUGAUAACAGAUGGAUCGAUAUAAAUGGGAGGCCAGACAUACUAUCGUAUCUAUCUUCAAAUAUCAGUCCUAGCAUGAAGCCUUCAAUGUGCUCGGCUAUGGUGGAAGCAUCUGGCUGUGGUAGCAUCGCAUCAAUGGAGCACAAGGUCCUCACCACCUCAAAACUUGAAGCUGUUAAGGAAGAUGAACAGGAAUUACCCGGGCCAGCCACAUGUGAUGAUUCAGAAGACAUGAAUGCAAUGAGAUUGGAAAAGAGACGUCAUGACAAUGAUAAAGAUGAAAGUAAUGAAAGAGGAGGGGCUGCUUAUGUUGAGGGGAAAGAAGAGUUUGAUAAUGAAGGCAAUGGUGGUAACAGGAGUGAGUCAUAUUUGGAGGAAGAGUUGGACUGUGCCAACAAGAGAUGCCAAACUGUGGAGUGAGUGGCUGGUUUGGUCAACAUGGAGGUUCGACUUGGAGAGCGGGUGAGUGUCGAAGGUGGUUCUAGGGGUUGCUGUGAAUAAUAGGUAUAGGUACAUGUGAAGGAUGAUUUGGCAUAUGUUUUUAGUAUUUUUUGGGAUAAUAACAAUGGUAUAGAAAAACAGUUAGAAUUUAAUGGCUCAAAAUCAGGUCAAAAUAUGUUAGGUUAAAGAGUUAAUAUAAUCCGUUUAAGGUCGGUGUAGCUUCGUUCAUUAUUAGGGAUCAAUUACAGGUAUAGUUACAACUGUAAAGGUUCACCCCAAGACUACUUCGCCGGACCAAAUAGAAAUAUUUUUUUUUUGAAGAUUAAAUAUGUGGUGUAUUUAUAUAAAAAAGAAAAUAUUGGUCGGUAAAGAUCAAAUCC